CGCCAGGCUUCAGAAAUCACCAUGGAGCCCGAUAGCCCCGCCCCUGCGCCCAAGGGCCAAGAUGCAUGGGGUUUGAUUGGCUCUGCCCUCGAAGUUGGUGCUUUUACCGGCUGUGGCGGUCUGCUUCUAGGGGGCGCGCAGGGCAUUCUGUUUUCGAAUUCCCCCGCACUCUUCGCUGCCUUUUCCGGUGUCCAAUGGUUCACCGCCGGCUCCAUAUACUGGGGCACGCGAAGCGUCUUGUUAUACCGACCAGACGGUGAUGUCCGUGCCUUUUCGCCCAGCCAACGCGUCAAUGCUAGUACAAUUGCUGGUGGCGUUUCGGGAGGCAUUGUUGCAGCUGCAACACGUGGGCGUUCAAACAUAGUUCCGGGGACGAUCAUGUUCGCUCUAUUUGGCUUUGCUGGGCAAAGCAUCUACAAUUUUCUAGAUGCUCAACACUUAGAGCGCGAAGAAGUAGCCGCACAAGAGGGUAAAGAGCCGCAGCUUAGCCUGUUCCAGAAGCUCGCCAACUCUCGAUUUAGCCCUGUUAAGUCCCUUUCUAAUGAGGAGUACGAGGACAUGCUAAAAGAGAAGUUACUCCGCGUUGAAACGGAGAUUGCUUUGGUCGACGACUCGCUUGAAUCACUCAGACAGCAGCAAGCCCAAAAGAAUUCAAGCACCGAAAACUGACAUUCUACCGUUCGUGUUCCGCAAUGCGUACUGCAAUAUAGCAUAUCGAAUAAAUGAUGAGAAGUACCGCAAGCAGAGGAUUAUUCGGACACGAAACACCCGAGGCCAGCCACCACAAGUACCUUGUCCAUAACUUGCGUAAACCGGCUAUUUGUCAUUUUGUCACUGGGUUUUGUGCCAGUCUCAUGGGCACUGUCGAUAAAUAUGUGCAAAGUGAUUACGCUUAUACGGCGG
Molecule: messenger RNA, 903 nt
Organism: Aplosporella prunicola CBS 121167
Lineage: Eukaryota; Fungi; Ascomycota; Dothideomycetes; Botryosphaeriales; Aplosporellaceae
Exons: 4
Coding region: 22-669 (215 amino acids)
Source: RefSeq, a predicted model, not a curated record